Nannospalax galili (Upper Galilee mountains blind mole rat) is the source of this 5029-nucleotide messenger RNA. RefSeq names its product adhesion molecule with Ig like domain 1 (gene Amigo1). The record is from RefSeq and is a predicted model, not a curated record. Lineage: Eukaryota; Metazoa; Chordata; Mammalia; Rodentia; Spalacidae. The transcript has 2 exons. Gene Ontology annotation, molecular function: protein binding. Gene Ontology annotation, biological process: brain development. The coding region runs from base 299 to 1900 and encodes 533 amino acids.
GUGACGGGCGCGCGCGCGCGGUGCUCGCUGCCCCCACGCUGCUCCCUCGGCUCGGAUCGCCGCGGCUCCAGCUCCCGACACUGCAAGCCCGGGACCACGGAUCCGGAGGCGGCAGCCGUGCUAGGUGGGCUCCGCCGUUUGGCGCAGCGGUCGAGGCAGCGGCGCGUUGUGCAGCGCGGAGCCCCGCAAGUUCCCUGGAGGCGAUGUCGCCGGGCGCGGGCCCCUGCGUAAGACGGGCGCCGAGACAGGCCGGCCAGUGAGGGGGAGGCCGCGGCGGAGCUCCGGGACUGGCCAUGGGAUGAGACGCAUCCUCGCCGAGCAGCCUGUAGUGAAAGUGACCCUUCCAUCCUCUACCAGAACAUGCCGGGGUGACUCCCUCCCAGAUCUUCUUGUGGCCUUCCUCGCCCUCCCUAGUGACACUAUGCAACCCCAGCGUGACCUGAGAGGCCUCUGGCUCCUGCUGCUGUCCUUGUUCCUGCUCCUCUUUGAGGUAGCCAGGGCUGGCCGUGUGGUUAGCUGUCCUACCAACUGCCUGUGCGCCAGCAACAUCCUCAGCUGCUCCAAACAGCAACUGCUCAAUGUGCCCCACUCCUUGCCCAGCUACACAGCAUUAUUGGACCUCAGCCACAACAACCUGAGCCGUCUACGGGCCGAGUGGACCCUUACCCGUCUGACCAACCUGCACACCUUGCUGCUGAGCCACAACCACCUGAACUUCAUCUCCUCUGAGGCCUUUAUCCCGGUACCCAAGCUGCGCUACCUGGACCUCUCCUCCAACCAGCUUCAUACGCUGGAUGAGUUCUUAUUCAGUGAUCUGCAAGCCCUGGAGGUGCUGCUGCUCUACAAUAACCACAUCGGCGUGGUGGACCGAUAUGCUUUCGAGGACAUGGCCCAGCUGCAGAAACUCUACUUGAGCCAGAACCAGAUCUCCCGCUUCCCUCUGGAACUGAUCAAGGAAGGAAACAAAUUACCCAAACUGAUACUCCUGGAUCUCUCCUCCAACAAGCUGAAGAAGUUGCCGCUGACUGACCUGCAGAAGCUGCCAGCCUGGGUCAAGAAUGGUUUGUACCUGCAUAACAACCCCCUGGAAUGCGACUGCAAGCUCUACCAGCUGUUUUCUCACUGGCAGUAUAGACAGCUGAGUUCUGUGAUGGACUUCCAGGAGGAUCUCUACUGCAUGCAUUCCAAGAAACUGCACAAUGUCUUCAGUCUGGAUUUCUUCAAUUGCAGCGAGUACAAGGAGAGUGCCUGGGAGGCUCACCUGGGGGACGCCUUGACCAUCACAUGUGACACCAAGCAGCAAGGGAUGACCAAAGUGUGGGUGACACCAAGCAAUGAACGGGUGCUAAAUCAGGGGGCCAAUGGCACAGUGACAGUGUCUAAGGAUGGUAGUCUUCAUUUUGAAAAGGUGCAGGUUGAGGAUGGGGGUGUGUAUACCUGCUACGCUGUGGGGGAGACUUUCAAUGAGACACUGUCUGUGGAGUUGAAAGUGUACAACUUCACCUUGCACGGACACCAUGACACCCUCAACACAGCCUAUACCACCCUGGUGGGUUGUAUUCUCAGUGUGGUCCUGGUCCUCAUUUACCUGUAUCUCACUCCUUGUCGAUGUUGGUGCCGGGGUGUAGAGAAGCCUUCCAGCCAUCAAGGAGAUAGCCUCAGCUCUUCUAUGCUUAGUACCACACCCAACCACGAUCCUAUUGCUGGUGGGGACAAAGAUGAUGGUUUUGAUAGGCGGGUGGCCUUCCUGGAACCUGCUGGACCUGGGCAGGGUCAAAAUGGCAAACUCAAGCCAGGCAACACUCUGCCGGUGCCCGAGGCAACAGGCAAGGGCCAACGGAGAAUGUCAGAUCCAGAGUCGGUCAGCUCGGUCUUCUCUGAUACGCCCAUUGUGGUGUGAGCAGGAUAGGUUGGUGGGGAGGUUCUGCCCCAGGAGAGGUAGUGCACCCCUGAAUGAUAUGAGGGGAUGGAAGAGAGGGCUGGCUGCCCAAGGGAGUGGGUUCCUCCUGACCACCAGGGAAUUGGUCAUGGGCACGGACAGCAGGCAAGACCCCAAGGAGGGUGUGGAUGCUGUGAGUUUUGCAUAUGGAUAUAUUAAUCCUCAGGCAGACGCCACACCCCUACCCAGAGCCUUGGCAAUUCUCAAUGUGGUAGAAGAGGAGGAGGAACACGUCUGAGUUGGAUGGGAAUGAGGAAAGGGGUGAGGGGAAGAGCAGAUUCCUUAAACUUUUUUGAGGUCAUCCCUAGCUCCUUAAGAGAAAAAACAUUUGAAAAACAAAUUUGUUCUGUCUCUGCCCACCCACACCUGUGAAGUUGUGUGUGUUGGGGGAGCCUCCACAGGAGCCACGUCGGGAAGCUGCAGUACUUUCUUUGGUCAGGAAGUCACAGCUAGGGAAUUGGAAACCUUUGGAAAAUGAGUCAGGGAAAGGCUGAGACCUGGAUCAAUAACACUCCCCAAAGCUGCUGGGAGACUUCCCACUGAAGCUGCCUCCUUUCCCCAGGAGCCCUGAGUAGGUGGAUCUUGCCUGUUAGUUAUGGCAGCAAUGUAGGCUGUGGUUUCUGUGCCUUGUCCUGGGACAAGUGGCACAGAUGGGUACGCAAUGAACUAAGGGGUCUCUGUCACAGCACAAAACUUGUAGAUGGAGAAUGAACUCCAGGUAGGCUAAUUCUCUGUCUGGGGAAAACCUUUGGUUAGUCUUUGACUCCCAGUGUCUGUGUGCCAGACCAGGCUAGGGACUGCUGAAGGCAGAGCUUGUAUGGGUGCCUGCACAGAUGUAGCACGAAGGCUACUCUCACCAGAAGGGAUGAGGGAAAACCAGCCUCUUUGAUGUAGCAGCCUGCUGGACCUACCUGAUUUUCUGUGUCUGCCAUCUCUUCAGUCAGUCUGCUAAUCAACUCAGGUGGCAUUUUGGGUUUACUAUAUAUGCUUCUCUGCAAAGGGAAGAGCCCAAGAAAGUCUGGUCUUGCUUGUUAAAUCAGGUCUGGAGAUAGCCCAGACCCAAGAUGUACCUUUUCUGUGCUACCAAGGCUGCUCUGCUCCUACUGCAAAGCCACAGCAUGGGAUCUUGGCAACUGAGGGGUUAGAACUGAGUUGUCUUUGAGAAAGACAGUGUGGAGCGUGGCUUAGAGCCCUUCCCUUCCCACCAAGCUCCAGGCAGUCUUGUGCUAGAGGCAUCAGUGGCACUAAACUUUCAGAAGGAAAGUUCCACUGCCCCAUUUCUCUCAGCCAGAGGUCUGUGCAGUUGUGAUUGUCAGAGGAGGAACUUAACAGCAAACCCAGCCUUAGGUUCCAUCCAGGUACGCAGAAUGCUUUGUGUGAGGAGAUGUCUGCCCCCCUAAGCUUUUCCCUUUGACUGUCCUGCAGGCCUGGAGGCAGCUGCUCUGAGCUUUGGUAGGAGGGGAGGGUGAGCAGGGCAAAGACAAAAAUGUUCCCUGAUGUUGGUCUUUUCCAGUGUCUUUUCUUUCCCUUGUUACAUGUCUGUUGGAAAUUGUCCAGAUCUUCUAGUUUCCUGACCUGCUUUUUAGGUUCUAAGAGGUGUUGUUUACCUGUGGGUGAGGGCUGCUUCCUAGGAGGACCUGUUAAGCUGCUUAUUAAGACUGGGGAAGAGAACUCGAAGUUAACAUUUUCCUUUUGUCUGCUCCUGGGAUCUCAAGGCUGCUGUCCAUCCUUUAUUAGUAACCUAGUUUUGUCAAGAGAGAGGUGCAGCAAUUCCCCUCAAGUAGUUGCAUGCUCAUAGGUAUGCAUGCUCAUAGGUAUGCAUGCACACCAGCACCUUGACCUCCACCAGGACAGUGAAUCUGUAGCCCCCUCUAAUGCCACCACUUCCAGAACAGCCUCCACCUGUGUGCACAACUUCUCACAUACAAUUUUCUUGCACUGUAGGAGAGACAGUGACCAUGCCAGGCUCCUCAAAUGCAAUCUCUUGUUCUUUGAUUUCUGAACACCCUGAACCCUCACCCAUUACCUCCAUGGCUCUGAAUCACUUCUCUACAGAGGCUGGAGUUACAGGGGGGCAUAGGUUGAAGACUAAGGAGUGGUGAGGCUCUAACUGGUUCUUUAGACUCCUGAGAAACCUUCCUUAAAGACUACAUAUAUAAGACAUGGAACUAGAACCAGAUCAAUGAAAGACCCCAAAGGAUACAGGCAGAGAGCUAAGCAGCCAUGAAUUGCUCUUCCUGUGUUGACUGUCCUGAUAUACAAGGAAGGGUUGGAGAGAAAUGCUGUCUGGUUGUAUUCCAAAGACUUCUGAGGAUUUUGUCACCAGAGCUUUAGGAAUAGAACCCCUACCCCCACCCUCAAACUCAUCAGGAAAUGGGAAAAUCUCUCUCCAUGUGGCAGUGUCCUCUCUUGACACCAUCCAGGGCUUUGAAACUCUUUCAAGUAGAGGUCAAAUGAAGCUAGCCUUCUGGGGCAUUCUAGCUGAGCUCCUGAGGACCAGAAGGGCCAUUUUCUUCAUAAGUCCUACCUCUCCCUCCUGUAUCCACUAACUUGGGCCCAAGUUUGAGACACCUGGAGGAUGUACCUGAUUACUCACCAGGAGAUAUAACUGAUUAGUCACUUCCUAUGGUUGCAGUUCAUUUAACCCAAAGGUAGCUUUCUCCUUGCAGGAAGGGUGUGUGUCAAUAUCCACAUAUAUAGUCCACUAGAACCUGGGGGGGGCUGUCAGGUGUGGAUAUAAGGAAAGGCUGAGCGAUCACCUCCUCACCCCAUCUUGCACCCAUAAACCAUGUCUCCCAGAAAGCAGAUGUCUCUGGAGACAGAAUGUGACAGGGCUCUAUAGUCUUAAGUAAUUAUUUGUGAUCUUUUUCUUUGCUGUAUUUAUGGGGCUCCCUGGAAGAGGCCAGGAGAGGGUAGACCCCAUCUGGAGAGAACAAAGCCAAUUUUCCAGUUUUGUGUAUGUUCUUACCUCUGUACUUCCUUCUCCUGUGUCUAGGACUCUUCCCCCAACUGUGUAUACCCAAGCUGGCAAACCUCAGAGCCAAUGGGUUCUGAAACUAGACAAUGACCAUUAAACCUGGCUUGAGUCUC